GGGUGGGGGGCGUGCCUGUGAGCCGGGCGGCGGCGGUGGCGGCGCGGGGAUCUUUCCUCGUGCUCGGCGUUGAGCCCCCGCAGCCGCUGCGACCGCCACGGCUGCGGCCGCGGUGGACCCUGCCCGGGCGGCCCCGGGUGCGCCCUGCACGGCUCCUGCUGGUGUCCCCGGAGCAUGGGAGGCUGCUGCGCUUGAGCGGCGGUGCCUGGCAGGAGCUGCAUCUCUUACCCCGUGGCAGGGCAUGGCGGCAGCCAACAAGGGCAACAAGCCCAGAGUCCGGAGUAUCCGCUUUGCAGCAGGCCAUGAUGCAGAAGGCUCCCAGAGCCAUGUCCACUUUGACGAGAAGCUGCAUGACUCUGUGGUCAUGGUCACCCAGGAGAGUGACAGCAGCUUUCUGGUCAAGGUUGGCUUCCUGAAGAUCCUGCACAGGUAUGAGAUUACCUUCACUCUGCCCUCAGUGCUCAGGCUGAGCAAGGAUGUCCGAGAAGCUCCAGUCCCCAGCCUACACCUCAAGCUCCUCAGCGUCCUGCCCAUCCCAGAAGGUUACAGCGUCAAGUGUGAGUACUCGGCACACAAGGAGGGUGUCCUCAAGGAGGAGAUGCUGCUAGCCUGUGAAGGAGGCACCGGCACCUGCGUGCGAGUGACAGUGCAGGCGCGCGUCAUGGACCGACACCAUGGCACACCCAUGCUGCUUGAUGGGGUCAAGUGUGUGGGUGCUGAGCUAGAAUACGACUCGGAGCACAGCGACUGGCAUGGCUUCGACUGAGGCCUGUGGCUCUGCGCGCCUUGGGGCCUCACAGCCUUAAACCCCACCUCAUCUCCCCGAAUGCUGUGUGAUGUGGCUUCCUCGCCCCUCCCUGGGGUGGGGGCGGGGGUGGGGUGUCCAGGGGCCUCUCACCUCUGCCUUCAUUGUGCCACCUCCCUGCCUCUCCUGUGUCCUCCUCUCCCACUUCCUCCUCUCCGUGUGCCUCAGUCUCCUGCUGGAUGAAUUGGGUUGAGCCCCCAGGGAGGCUAUCUGAGGAGGGGAAGGGGGGGCCUGGGGUGGGUUCUGCCCUCCCCCCACCCCAAGCCAUAGGGGCUGUAGCCAGGGCUUGGGAGAGGAGGGCGCUGGCUCUGUGACGCCGUUGUCACUCCCGUUAUUGCUGCUGCUGUCUGGCUUUUGCCGUCCUGUGCCCCCUCCCUCUUUCCACUGCUGGCGGAGCUCAGUUGGAGGGAGGCACAGCCCACAUGUCCUAACCCCCAGGCCUGUGUUACUUGGUUUUUAAAGGACUGAUUGGGAUAAAACCCUAAAGAAAUAAAACUUUCAGUGGAUA
Messenger RNA from Lutra lutra (Eurasian river otter), 1313 nucleotides. RefSeq names its product adipose secreted signaling protein (gene ADISSP). NCBI's taxonomy places the organism in Eukaryota, Metazoa, Chordata, Mammalia, Carnivora, Mustelidae. The record is from RefSeq and is a predicted model, not a curated record. The coding region runs from base 242 to 766 and encodes 174 amino acids. The transcript is spliced from 6 exons.